Callithrix jacchus (white-tufted-ear marmoset) is the source of this 6643-nucleotide messenger RNA. RefSeq names its product cytochrome P450 family 7 subfamily B member 1 (gene CYP7B1). Gene Ontology annotation, molecular function: oxysterol 7-alpha-hydroxylase activity; iron ion binding; heme binding. Lineage: Eukaryota; Metazoa; Chordata; Mammalia; Primates; Cebidae. The record is from RefSeq and is a predicted model, not a curated record. Gene Ontology annotation, biological process: bile acid biosynthetic process; cholesterol homeostasis.
GUCCUUGUAUUCCGCGUCUCUGGCACGCGCCUCUGCACAGAGUAGGCCUGAAGCAAAACGUGUGAGCAAAUAGGAUGUAAAGGGGUGAAGGAGGUGGGCGCGAAACGGGUUGGAGGUGGCGCACUCGGCGGGUUUCUGUCGCCAACGCAACCCCGCUGGGUCGUACCUAAGAUAUCGCAGGUGUCAGAGAGCAGCGGGCACCGUCUCCAGCAUCUUUGAGGGCCAAGCAGAGUCGCUCCUCCAGCAGCGCGCGGGCGAAAGGGUGAGGAACCCUACGGGCUCCGGUCCACCUGAGAAUCAAAAUCCCCUCCUCUAGGCCUUCAGGGCUGGUUCUCGGGAAAUCCUCUUUCCCCUUCUUCCCCCUUCCUUGGCCUUUCUUCCUGCCCGGAAGGAUCAAGGGCGCUGUUUUCCAAAAGCUGCCGGGUCGGAAGCCGUGGGGAACGGGGCGGUGCGCGUGGGUGGAGGAUAGGCGGGGAGAGGGGAGUCCACGAACUUUUGUCACUCAGUCCGGGAGACCACGGUGACAUUCCCUCUGCGCCGCGGGCAGGCCAGCCUCUCAGUCCCUUGACUAGGGGGCGCUGCGGAGAAAAGCCGCCGCAGGCUGCGGAGUCCCCGACCGCGCCGCUCUCAGGGAGACCCCGGGUUGCCCACCGCGGCCUAGCGCGCGCCGAAUGGCAGAACUGUCAGCGGCCAUAGGCCGCUUCUCGCUGGAGCAGUUCGGCGUCUGGGGCCUGGCCUUCGCCGCGGCCCUGCUGCUCCUGGCCCUGUGCCUGCUCGGCGGGCGCACCAGGAGACCCGGUGAGCCUCCACUGAUAAAAGGUUGGCUUCCUUAUUUUGGAGUGGUCCUGGAAUUACGAAAAGACCCCUUAAGGUUCAUGAAAACUCUUCAAAAGCAACAUGGUGACACUUUCACUGUUCUUCUUGGUGGAAAGUACAUAACAUUUAUCCUGGACCCCUUCCAGUACCAGCUAGUGAUAAAAAAUCAGAAACAAUUAAGCUUUAGAGUAUUUUCUGAUGAAUUAGUACGUAAAGCAUUUAGCAUCAGUCAGUUGCAAAAAAAUCACGACAUGAAUGAUGAGCUUCACCUCUGCUAUCAAUUUUUGCAAGGCAAAUCUUUGGACAUACUCUUGGAAAGCAUGAUGCAAAAUCUAAAACAAGUGUUUGAAUCCCAGCUAUUAAAAACCACAAGUUGGGACACGGUACAAUUGUAUGCAUUCUGCAGCUCAAUAAUAUUUGAUAUCACAUUUACAACUAUAUAUGGAAAACUUCUUGUUUGUGACAACAACAAAUUUAUUAAUGAGCUAAGAGAUGAUUUUUUAAAAUUUGAUGACAAUUUCACAUAUUUAGUAUCUGACAUACCCAUUGAGCUUCUAGGAAAUAUCAAGUCUAUUAGAAAGAAUAUUAUAAAACGCUUGUCAUCAGAAAACUUAGACAAGAUGCAAGGAUGGUCAGAAAUUUUACAAAGGAGGCAAGAUGUCCUAGAGAAAUACUAUGUGCAUGAGGACCUUGAAAUAGGAGCACAUCAUUUAGGCUUUCUCUGGGCCUCUGUGGCAAACACUAUUCCAGCUAUGUUCUGGGCAAUGUAUUAUCUUCUGCGGCACCCAGAAGCAAUGGCAGCAGUGCGUGACGAAAUUGACCGUUUGCUGCAGUCAACAGGUCAAAAGAAAGGGUCUGGAUUUCCCAUCUACCUCACCAGAGAACAAUUGGACAGCCUGAUCUGCCUAGAAAGCACCGUUUUUGAAGCUUUACGACUGUCCUCCUAUUCAACCACCAUUCGUUUUGUUGAGGAGGAUUUGACUCUCAGUGCAGAGACUGGGGACUUCUGUGUGCGAAAAGGAGACCUGCUAGCCGUCUUUCCUCCAAUCUUUCAUGGUGACCCUGAAAUCUUUGAAGCUCCAGAGGAGUUUAGAUAUGAUCGUUUUGUAGAAGAUGGUAAGAAGAAAACCACCUUUUUCAAAAGAGGGAAAAAGCUGAAGUGUUACCUAAUGCCAUUUGGAACUGGAACCACCAAAUGUCCAGGCCGAUUUUUUGCAAUUAUGGAAAUAAAGCAAUUGUUGGUUAUACUAUUAACUUAUUUUGAUUUAGAAAUAAUUGAUGAUAAGCCCAUAGGACUAGACUACCGCCGCAUGCUAUUUGGCAUACAGUGUCCAAAUUCCGAUGUUUUAUUUAGAUACAAAGUGAAAUCUUACAGAAGCUAAAAGGAAAGAAAAGAAAUCUGUCAAAAUUAGCCUAAACAUCCUAAGCUCAUCUAUUUCUUUUGAAUUUCUGCAAAUGUAAUUGCUGUAUUUCUUUAAAAAGUGCUGAUUUCUGUUUGGUCUGAGAUCAGUCCAGUUUGUACUUAGUCACAAAACUUAUCAUAAUAUAGAACAGGAUGGUGGCAUGAAAAUGGACAUCGAAAUCAACCUCAGGAUAAGUUCAAAACAGGGAUUUUUUGUUUGUUCGGUUUUUAAUUUUUCCUUGUGAUUCUUACCUGUUAUAAUAAAUGUACUGUCACAGCAAUGGAUUGGUCACUGUGGAAUUUAAGUCAUUCAAAUUAUUCUCUAAUGUGUGAAAAUAUACUUUACAAACUAUUAGAAAAUUGUGGUGGAAAUGGACACAGUUUAACAAAUUCCAAAUUCUCACAGAAGAAGGAAAUUAAAUUUCCAUGAGUUACACUGGAUGAAAAUGUUCCCUUCAAGUAUAAUGUCAAUAAUACUUAUAUUUCCAGGGUGCGUGUGCAUUAAAUGAGUUUUGCAGUAGAUUAAUGCUUCAACUUCACUUCAAUAUUUAAUCAGGCGUAAAUGUUCCUUAUUAUUUUGUAUUCUGUGGCUCAAUAGAACAAAAUUUCUUGUUUUAUAAGACCUUUCAAGUUCAAGUUUGAUACUGAUAAGAUUUAAUCUAUAAGAAAACACAGAACCUAUUAUAUAUUCAGCAAUUGCCCUAGACAUUAGUAUUAGGUUUAUUAUGGGAGCAAAUGUUGAAAUCAUUACAGCAUUGAUUAUAGCAUUUGGCUUUAGUAUAAAUUAUAAAAGUUAUGCAAAUAUCCCAAUUAACCCUUUCCUAAAUGCUUUCAUAUAUAUAAACUGAGAAGCUAGAUGUAGUAUUUCAUUCUGAUGUUUCACCUGUUGGAUUUGGAGUUCGUGUGUACUAUUUUGAAUUACAUCAUGUAAUGCAGUGUAAUUUCAUAUGACACAUGCAGCAUUGUGUCAAUGAUUCAAAUAUUUUUUUUUUCAACUGAGACAGUAUCUAGCUGUGUUGCACAGGCUGGUCUCAAAUCCUGAGCUCAAGUGAUCCUCCUGCCUUUGCCCGUUGGGAACCUGGACUACAGGCAUGUGCCACUAAGCCCAGUGAUUCAAAGCUUCUAAUAUCAGAGUACCACAUGAUUUGCAUCUGACAUAAAUGAUGAUGCAGUAUAUAAGCAGGCAAGGCAGGUAAUGGAGCCCAGUUAAUUUGUGCUUCAUAAAUUUGCUACUGUUUUGAGAAAAGGAAAAUGACUUUAAAAAUAACAUUACAAAAUAUCAUUCAUAAUAAGUAAAUAAGAUAGUCUAGCAUUUAUUUUCUCCUUUCUGAAGUACAUGUUCUGAGUGUUCCUUUAGUGAAGGCCUGCCGGUGUAAAUUCUACUUUUGCUUGAUUGAGGAUGUCUUUAUUUUUACUCUCAUUCUGAAAGAUGGUUUUGCUGGAUGCACAAAUCUAGAUUGACAGUUAUUUCCUCACAGCACUUUGAAGAUAUUGCCCGUUCUAAAGGCAUCCAUUCUUGUUAUUGGGAGGAUAGCCACUAGUGAGUGAUUAUUCAUUAGGUGGUCUGUCUCUUCUCUCUAAAUACUUUAAUGUGUUCUCUUUGUCUUUGAUGUUCUUAGGUUCUUUCUAUUUCUCAUGCUUGUAUGUCCUGCUGCUUCUUGAGUCUGAGCAUGGGUGUCUACCAUCAAGUAUGGAAUCUUCUCAGCCAUUCUCUCUGUGAAUGCUACUGUUCUCAAACUCUAGAUUCUCUCCCUCUGCAUGCCAUAUGCUUUGACCUUUUCUCACCACUCUUUUUAUCUCAAACUUACCCUCCAGAUAAUUUCUUUAGAUGUCUCUUCCAGUUUAUUCUUGGAACUGUAUAUUUAAUCUCUCCAGCUCAUCCAUUGAGUUUGUUUUUUCCUUCUUUUUGUUUCAACUUAAGGUUCAUAGGGUUGCAUGAUCAUUCUCCUUAUACUCUUUAGUUCAUGAUACACAAUUAUAAUUGGUUCUAACAAAGACCCGCUGGUUUUAUUUACUUAUUCUCUUUUGUCCCUAGUCCCCGCUUUCAUACCCCUUUUUAAUAUAAUGGGCAAAUAUUCUAAUGUGUUUGGUGCACAUCUUGGUAUGUGUAUGUUUUCAUGUAAUAUGUAUUAUCUUGAGUACCUAUUUUCUGUAAGUUGUAUCUUUUCCAAUUUUCUUAAGCUCUGUGAUUUUAAAGAUAUAUUCAUAUUUCUAUAUAUACUAUAUUUAAUUUAUUGCUUCUGACUGCUGCAUAGCAUUCCAUAAUAUGCACACAUUAUGUUUUAAUGAUAGUUACCCAGUGAUGGACACUGUCAAUGGGACAGUUAUUGUGGGAGAGAGGCCAAGGCAGAAUUUAAAAGGUCUUCUGUCACCUAUCCUCCCACUACUGUGCCUAGCCAUCCUCAGCCCUGGGCUGCUAACAACCUUGUCCCCAACCCCUACCCAUACACACACACACGCACACACACAUUUAGUCCAUGAUAACUUUAAUUUUCCCUAAGAUGUUGUACAUUUGUUAUGUCCCAUCCUCACAUCCAUCCAAUCCUCUCCAUUCUGUAGGGUCUCAAAGGUUGAUUUUGAGUCAGAGUGUCAGCCUCCAACUUGUCAAACUUCAGGUUUUCCAUUCCACUGAGUUUGCUAAGUUCAAUGAUUACAUUUUUCAGUUUGAGAAUUCCUUUUGUCCUUCAUAUAUGCUGGUUAUUUUUUAUAAUAUCUUGUACCUUUGUCAUAUACCCAAUAUCCUUUGUGAUUUAACUAUAUGAAGCAAACAUUUUAGAUCUUGUAUCUGAUAUUUCCAAAUCUUUGGUGUUUUGUGGAUCUAAUUCUAUAGUUUAUGUGUUUAUUUUUUCUGUCACUGUUACCUGGGAUGGUUUGUUAACUGAAUCCAUGUUCCUUGGAUUUUUAUCUCUGGAAAAAUGUUUAGACCUAGAUUUAAAGUUUAUUCCUCAAGAGGGAAUUUGUAUUUGCAUUUGUCAGACUGCUGAUAUUACUACUAAACUCAGAUCACCCCCAAAAUUUCAGCUUGAUUAUCUAGGAGUGGGGAGGAAGGGCUAAAUAGGUAUUGUGGUUUCUAGUCCUAACUUAGGUAGAAUGCAACCCUAGUAUUAGGAAUAGACAGGAGACACUUCUAGGGGUUCACUUGUUUGUUUAUUUUUUACCCAGAGCUAAGACUGAGGCAGGCAAAUACUGACAGUCUUACUCUGUGGAGCAAAGUUUCUUUCCAGUUCACCUACUAAGUAUGUUUUCUCUGCAAGUUCUUGGUUUUAUGCAAAGGCCUUGAAUUACACACACACACACACACACACAGGCAUCCUCAACCUGGGCCCUAGGCUUUAGUCCACCACAAAGCGUAGUCUGCCCUUUUUGUACUUGGACAUCUAGUCCACCAUGUUGCCUGAAGCGGAAGUUCCAUAUUCUUAAAUUCCACUCAGUGGUACACUUUUGUGAUGUUAAGGCACAGAGAACACAGGAAAUUAUUUCCUUGCAGUUUUUGAUUACUUUAUAAUUGGAAAUGUAUUUUGGAAUUUAGAAAUGAAAAGUAAGAAUAAAUAAAAUAGUUAAGAAAGAUUACCUAAAAGGAAUGAACAGUAGAAACAAAACAAAACAUCAGAGUCUUGUGAUGGAAAAUCAUCAUGGUUUUUUAAUGCUUAUUUUAUCAUAAAAAAUAAUUUGAGUAACAUUUUCUGCAAGUGACUUCUAACUUAACAGUAGAAGUUUAAAACUGUUCAAAGACCAAAGCACAAAAUUUAUUUAGGUUUUGAUCUUAGUAUAAAAGAAUGGCAAUAAUUAUGUGAACAAGAAUUACGUGCCCUUAGAAUGUACACUUUUUAACCUGUUAAAUUUGCCAAUCUUGCAAACUAUUAUUUACUUAUAUUGCAUAAUUAGAUAUUCAUAUUCACAUACUCAAUUAAGAAAAAGUUAGCAAGCCAAGAUGACAUUUUCUGUAGCACUAUUUUAAAUUAUAAUGAGUGAUCAUAUAAAACUCUUUAGUAUUUACCUAAAGCAAUUAUUACUUACUCUACUUCAUUGUAUUUAUCUAAAUCAGUGAUCAUGGAUGUUUGAACUUUUUAGCUUAAAUGUUUAUUUUGUUUAUACUACUUGUAGAGUAAAAUAAAUUUAAUACAUGAAAAACUCUGCACAAUUUAAAAUAGGUAAUAAUUUGUCAAUACUCAUGUUUUAAAAAUAUUUUCAGACAGAGGACUGCUGUAUAUUAUUAAAACAGUUUUCUGAAAUUAUUUGUUUAAUAUUCUUUGAUUUUAAAAUAACAUAUAUAUAGAUUUAGAUGAAUCAAAUUGUCUUAAAAGAUGUUAGAUAAGAAAUGCAAGUACUAAAAAAAAAAAAAGAAAUGCAAGUACUUUGCAAGCCUAAUACUUAAUGUUCUUUUAUGUAUGACCAAAAUUUAAUAAAUUAACUUUUUAAAGCACA